Molecule: messenger RNA, 2376 nt
Organism: Lates calcarifer (barramundi perch)
Lineage: Eukaryota; Metazoa; Chordata; Actinopteri; Centropomidae
Product: sodium- and chloride-dependent GABA transporter 3-like
Exons: 14
Coding region: 242-2002 (586 amino acids)
Biological process (GO): sodium ion transmembrane transport
Cellular component (GO): membrane
Source: RefSeq, a predicted model, not a curated record
AAUGUGCCAAUGAACAACUGGAUUUGCCUUAGGAAAAAAAUGGCUCCUCUGGGAGCUUUGCCAAUCAAAAAACAAACACACUGGAAUUACUGGCUUUGAUUGUACAUUAUGUGCUGAUUGGUGACUUGAGGGCAGGAAUGUUAUUAAAUUAAUAAAGGACACAUUAUAAAAGCAGCAAAGAUCAGUUUUUAGUUCUUUUGAAUAAGAUAGUCACACAAGGAACUAAGUCCUGGCUCUUGAGAUGAACAGAGAAAGAAGAAAAGCUGAGAAUCAGAGGAGAGCUGGAGACAGAGGACAGUGGGCCAGUAAAACUGAAUAUGUUCUGGUUGUUGCAGGAAACGUGGUCGGUCUGGGGAACGUGUGGAGGUUUCCUUACCUCUGCUACAAGAACGGAGGAGGGGCCUUUCUGGUGCCGUACUGUCUGUUAGCUGUGGUGUGUGGGAUACCUCUGUUUCUGCUGGAGACUUCAGUCGGUCAGUACACCCAGGAAGGAUUCAUCACCUGCUGGAGGAAACUGUGUCCACUGGCACAAGGGAUAGGAUACGGAAAUUUGGUGAUUAAACUUUAUGACUUCAUUUACAUUAUAAUCCAAGUCUGGGCUCUGUUCUACCUGGCGUCUUCAUUCACAUCCAAGCUCCCCUGGGCCAGCUGUGACAACACCUGGAACACAGUGAACUGUGUGGGUCUUCAGAGUUUGUCAAAUGAGACUGUAAAUCACACCAUGUUGACCAACACCACCUCUGCUGCUACUGAGUUCUGGGAACGGAGGGUGCUGGUCGUGUCUGGAGGUAUCGAGGAGCUGGGCAGUGUGAGAUGGGAGCUGGCUCUGUGUCUUCUGCUCUGCUGGGUGUUCUGCUACUUCAGCAUCUGGAAAAGCGUCAGAUCCUCUGGAAAGGUUGCAUACUUCACCGCCACUUUCCCCUACGCCAUGCUCCUCAUACUGCUCAUCAGGGGACUGACUUUACCUGGAGCAUGGGAAGGAAUCUACUUCUACCUGUACCCAGACUUGAACCGCCUGGCUAACCUUGAGGUCUGGAUAGAAGCAGGCUCUCAGAUAUGCUUCUCCUACAGCGUGGCUGCAGGAAUGCUAAUUGUUUUGGGCAGCUAUAAUGAGUACAACAACAACUGUUUCAAGGACUGCUUUUGGCUCUGUCUGCUGAACAGUGGGACCAGUUUUGUUGCUGGAUUCGUUGUCUUCUCUGUCCUUGGAUUCAUGGCUCAGAAACAGGGCGUUACCGUUGACAGUGUAGCUGAGUCAGGUCCAGGUCUGGCCUUCAUUGCCUACCCUCAGGCUACAGCCAUGAUGCCUUUACCACAGUUCUGGACCGUCUGCUUCUUCCUGAUGCUCAUCUUCCUCAGUGUCGACACUCAUUUUGUGACAGUCGAGUGUUUUAUCGCCUCAAUAAGUGACUUGUUUCCGAAGCACUUACGUGCACCGGGACGGUCUGAAAUCUUUGUCCUCCUCAUCUGUUUGUUCUUCUUCCUCACACAUCUGACCUUGGUCACUGAGGGAGGGAUUUACAUAUUCCAGCUCAUUGGUUAUUAUGGUUGUACCAGAGCUUGUGAUUUUAUGGCUUUAUCUCAGUGUCUGGCUCUGGCCUGGGGUUUUGGUGCUGAGCGUGUUAUUGACGUCAUCGAGGACAUGACAGGACAGAGGCCAUGUGCUUUCUUCAAACUGUGCUGGAAAUACAUCAUCCCUCUGCUGACACUGAUUUCCUUAGUCCUGUACCUGGUUGGUUACACACACCUCAAGCUUAAUAACCAGUACGUUUACCCUGCCUGGGCGUAUGGACUGGGAUGGACCAUGACUCUCUCCUCUGUUCUCAUGGUGCCACUGUGGGCAGCUGGACAGAUGUGUUUGACAGCAGGAACCUUCAGAGAGCGUUUGCACAUCCUUUGUCGACCCGCUGAAGAUCCAGCCCGGCAGAGAAGAAAAACAGGAGAGGAGGAGGAGGAGGAGGAGGUGACUGUGGAACUGAGGACGUCUGCAGUGACGACUUAAAAUUCCCUGAAAAGUCACAUUAACUACAAACUUGAGUUAUUAGGUCAAUUAUAAACAAGUAAAAAUGUUGGUUACUUCUCACUUCUGCCUUCAAAGUUAUUGGUUAUCUUUAAUUUGAGGUUUUCUGUUUCCUUUAUCUCGUCAGAAUCUGUUUUCUUCUUGUGUUCUUAGUUCAGUCAAUGCCAGCUCUCUUGCUCUAUUUAAUCAUCAACGUUAGAGUAUCUUGUCCAAACAAGACAUUUUUUCUUCCUGUUCCUUCCUCAUUCCAGGGUUUUCUGACCAAUCUUUCCUUUUCCAAAUUGAGGCUCUAAGGGUCUUGAGACUGAAAUGUAAUGUUUGACGUGACCUGUAUAAAUAAAACUGACUUGACUUAA